Molecule: messenger RNA, 1452 nt
Organism: Boeremia exigua
Lineage: Eukaryota; Fungi; Ascomycota; Dothideomycetes; Pleosporales; Didymellaceae
Product: fungal-specific transcription factor domain-containing protein
Exons: 5
Biological process (GO): DNA-templated transcription; regulation of DNA-templated transcription
Cellular component (GO): nucleus
Molecular function (GO): DNA-binding transcription factor activity, RNA polymerase II-specific; zinc ion binding; DNA binding
Source: RefSeq, a predicted model, not a curated record
AUGCUAUGUGCACAAUGCCGACAGAGAAAGGUUCGCUGCAGCGGAGGUGCAGGUACCUGCGAAGCCUGUGUCCGUCUUAGUUUCAAAUGUUCAUUGAGCGACUCACCAUCCCCAGUUAACCCUAUUGCAGGAGACUCUCCCGCUGUAUUGAGGGUCAGAGGAGGGAGAGCAUGUGAUGAAUGCCGCAGGCACAGGGCCCGAUGUGUUCGCGGUAGCGAACAGACUUGUCUCCGCUGUCAGCAGCAAGCUUGUGCAUGUAUUUUCUCACUUUCUGUUCGGCAGUAUCGAGUGCAGCAGCGAAGACAAAGACGGGUGGACGUUCAUUCAUCAGACAAGUCCCAGAGACCGUUGGGCGCGGUUGAGAGUGACAUAAGGGUGACAGAUGCUUUGGCAAUCAGUACGAUGGAGUCUACUAGCGCAAUAGACAGGUUUGCUCAAGUACGGAAACUCAUCAAUGCUUUCUUCGAGUUCAUUCACCCAGUCCCAGGCUACAAUUUUUUACACCGAGCAGAUAUACUGCGGAUUUAUUCUUUAGGCAGCCUGCCAUCUGUUCUCCUGCUCGCCAUCUGUGGCGCUGCUUCGCGAUACCUGUCGGUAUCAGAUAUGGCCACCAAUGAAGCACGAUCUUGGAUCGAAGCCGCCGAGUCAAAAGUGCUAAAAAGCUUGGGAGAGGCUAGACCAUAUCAUACGGAAGCAUUGAUGAUUCUUGGGUUCAAUCGCCGCUGCAAUCAUCAAAGCGGCAAGACAUUUUUCUUCGUCUCGCUCGCAGCUAGGAUGGCUUAUCAUCUCAAGCUCCACCGAGAGAACCACAACCUCAAUUUCUUGGAGCAGGAGUGUCGGCGACGCUUAGUGUGGUGUAUAUUCACGGUCGACAGAUUCUGUGCUGGAGGGAUCAAAGAGUACCUGGUCUUGAAUACCAGCUCUGUGCAGUUGCAACUUCCUUGUGCUGAAAGAUACUUUGAGACCGACAACGCCGUCAAGACCUGCUCUCUAAUGGACAAGGAAGCGCCAGCUUCCGAUCUGUCAACAUCUGCUCUGAUGCUUCGUCUCUUUGACAUUCGAAAUCGCGCUCAUCUCGAAUCUCUGAUCAGCCCUGAAACAUCCUUAACGCAAUUUAAGAGCUUCGAAGACGAAUUUCAGAAUAUUCAUGCGUUGCUUUCACCAGAACGGCAGUUCAGCACUCAUGCCUUCGAGCUCCGCGCAUUUUCACCAAAGCGCACCACGUUUAUCAUGUUUCAUGUUUACUUCCAUCACUGCCAGUGCGAGCUGUAUCGCUUGUUGAAUCCCGGAUAUCGUGAGGCUCUUCAAGAAUCCGUAAUCAGUUCCACGAGCCCAGAGUUUGUGGUCUACGCUCAAACAGAGUGCCUGAAGCACGCCAUAACGAUCGGCGAAAUUAUUACAACAACAUAUCAACUUGUAGGCGAAGAGCUGUACAUUAGCGACCCCGCAAUU